AUGGCGAAGGCAGAGAAAGACGACCAGAUCAUUGAGAUCGCACGGGGGCUGAAGGGAACCCCCUGGUGCGACGAGUACGAGCGCAUGAUCUCAGGCAUGCUCUAUGACCCAUUGCAUCCGAAACUGCUGGAGGGGCGCCACCGGGCGCGUUGCUUGGCUUACAAAUACAACAACCUCGACCCCAACACGGCACCAUACGACAAGCAUGGUGAAACCCAACAUGCACUGCUCAGCGAGAUCCUGGGCAAAAUCGGACCAGGAACCUUCAUAGAGCCCCCAUUCGUGCCCGACUACGGAUGCAACGUCAGCAUCGGCAAGAACUGCUUCAUGAACUUCAACCUCACAAUCCUGGACACCAGUCUGGUCAUCAUCGGCGACCGUGUCCAGAUGGGUCCGAACGUGAGCAUCUACGGCGCCGGCCACGAGACAAGCGUCCUUUCGCGGAUCAAGUUUGUCGAGUUCGGGCACCCCGUCAGGAUCGAGGACGACUGCUGGAUUGGUGGGCAGGUCAUCAUUCUUCCGGGCGUUACCAUCGGUCGGGGAUGCACCGUGGGUGCGGGGGCCGUCGUCACCAAGGAUCUUCCUCCGUACUCGGUGGCUGUGGGCAGCCCGGCCAAAGUCAUCAAGACGCUCCCGACUGUCGAGGAAGAGCGCGCCGACCCGAACAACCCGUUCAAUAAGAUGGAUGACCGCGAAUAG
Molecule: messenger RNA, 699 nt
Organism: Diplodia corticola
Lineage: Eukaryota; Fungi; Ascomycota; Dothideomycetes; Botryosphaeriales; Botryosphaeriaceae
Product: nodulation protein l
Exons: 3
Coding region: 1-699 (232 amino acids)
Molecular function (GO): acetyltransferase activity
Source: RefSeq, a predicted model, not a curated record